AAUGUAUUUAUCAGUCAAUUAUUAUUUAUGAUAUCAUUUUUUUUAAAAUUUAUAUUUAGUUUAGUUGUUAUUUAUUUUUAUUUUUGUGUUAUUGAUUUAGUAGUAAAUUAAUUGUCUGUUUGUUUGUUUAAAUACUGUAUUAAUUAAUUGUUUCCCCGAAAAAAAUAUAUCACAAAAAAAGUUGAAUUUAAUUUAAAUUCACCGACGCCGAUAUAACCAUCACUUGACUGACUGACUUCAAAUCUACCGCUAAUUUCCAACUAACAACUGAUCCCAACAACUAUACAUACCAUUCAUACAUUCAUCCGAUGGACUCGCGAAAGAUGUCCGACGAAGACAAAGUCAGUCUUUGCCGUAAAUACUUUUACAUCGGCUUUGCGUGUCUGCCGUUUCUCUGGCUGGUCAACAGUGUCUGGUUUUUCAAGUACGCCUUCGGCAACGGCAGCAGCCAUGAAGACGUUUCAUCGUCGACGGCCAGAAAACCGUUGCGCCGAUACGUUACCUAUUCGAUGAUCGGUUCGGCCGUAUGGAUAGUGGCCAUCGUUGCCUGGAUUACGACUUUUCAGCUAAAACGGGCCCAAUGGGAGGCCACUGGCGACUAUUUGUCGUUCAAUAUUCCCCGAGGAAUACCAUAAAAAAAACUGUUUUUUUGUUUGUUUGUUUGGUUAGAAACU
Messenger RNA from Oppia nitens, 674 nucleotides. It is a transcript of the gene pen-2, whose product is annotated as gamma-secretase subunit PEN-2-like. The coding region runs from base 309 to 635 and encodes 108 amino acids. Gene Ontology annotation, cellular component: gamma-secretase complex. The transcript has 3 exons. NCBI's taxonomy places the organism in Eukaryota, Metazoa, Arthropoda, Arachnida, Sarcoptiformes, Oppiidae. The record is from RefSeq and is a predicted model, not a curated record.